Molecule: messenger RNA, 13085 nt
Organism: Cuscuta europaea
Lineage: Eukaryota; Viridiplantae; Streptophyta; Magnoliopsida; Solanales; Convolvulaceae
Source: the annotation of a GenBank genome assembly
UGUUUAUCAUUACUGCUAACGCUACUACUCUUGCGGACUCUCGAUCCGUUCAUUUGAAAUACGUCAAAGGGGCCUUGGGAAAAGGCGCUGGGAGGAGGCUGGUGCUCUGAUCACACGGACUGCAAAAAUCUCACCAUAUCAAGCCAAGGAACUUCAACUUACUACAACAAAACUCUCACCUUCGAUACUCCUUUUCUUUGCAACAAUUCCACAACUAAUCCUGGUAAUAUAACUCUAUUUUUUCAUUUCUAUUUAUUUGAUUAUUUUGUUCCUUUCAUAAAAAAAUUAUGUACAUGCAUAUGCUAUUGUGACAUUUUUUACACCUAUAGGGACACUUUGCAUAUGCUACAAAAGCUAUAUUUUGUUGUAAUGAGAGUAUAUACAAAGGUAGUAUACCUGAAAAUUGUUUUUUACUGACCAAUAUAAUCUGUGUAACUCCUGAAUAAUGUUUAUCCAUUUAGUAGCAUUUUUAAUUUUAUCCAAAAUGAACAAUUACAUAAAAAUUUUCAAAUAAAGGUCAUAAAUACGUUUAGUUUUAAAGAAUUUUAUAUGUGUAAAAGUUGAUAGUAAACAAUUCAGAAAAAGAGAAAAGGGUCAAAUAAGGUCUUCUACUAUUAUGAAAUAGUCACAUAAGCCCAUGUGUUGAAUAUGUUGUUUUGUUGAUGACUAACCAUGUAGGUGAAAUGACGGACAGAACUGCUCUCAGUUCCAAUAGGAACGAAAAUUAGAACUAUACUUAGUUCUGAUCUAUAUGACUGAUUGUUGUGCAUAAUGAAUAAAUUAAUAUGUGCAUGCAUGAUAAUACCUCAUCUACGUGCCUAGAUUGAUCAUGCAUAUUCUUAAUGUACGUGGCACAAUUUAAAUAUCUUUCCGUAUAUGACUAAGCACUCACCUUUAUGAGUUGGCCUAUAUAGCUUUAUAGCUUAUGGAAAGAAUCAUUGUUUAUGCUACAUAAAUAUCCUGUAUAAAUUGAUCGUAGCAUAUUUAGAUCCACUAAGUAAAUAUUUCCUUAUCACUUAAUGUUAAAAAGUCAUUAUAUUAAAAGAUAAAUUUUGGAAAGUAUCUUGGCUUGCAUGAUCUGUAGCACCUUAUUUGAAUAUCUCACUUAUAUGAUCGAUACAUAUUCAAACUUGUUAAAGAAAACUAAUCAUUGAUUAUAUAAAUAUGUUGUUGCUACAUAAUGUCCGUUGGAUGCUUAUAUUAAGAGAAUAAAAUAUUCUCCUUAUAUGUGAUGAUAUAUAUAUUCAUUGCAAUACGUAAUAUUCUCCAUAUCUGUUUGUUAUUGAGUGAUUUAUUCAUAAUAUGCACGCAUCCACUUCCUUCCAUAUAUAUAUAUAUGGUUGACCGAGGAUCACCAUAUUUGUGAGCCGGAAGAUCUUUGAAUAAAAGGAAAGAAGAGGCUACGGAUACUAUAUAUAUUGGACUAAAGACCAGACGAAAGGGUGUGCUUGAUCAAGCUUCUAUUGAGAAAUAUACACAAGAAUAUCUACUAAGUCCAAGGCACCAGAACCUGCUCACGGAGUUCCAAACAGAGUUUCCUUUUCCUUUCUUCAUAUUGUAAUUGGGGUUUUUAGAGGAUUGACUAAGUGUAGCAUCCUCGGGUCAGUUAGUGUGUUGUGAGAGCUUUGUUGUAAAGCUGAGAGGCUCUCUACCCACAAGGUAGAGAAGCAUAACUCUUCCUAGAGAGGAUAGAGUUGGGGUGGCUCAAGGGUAGACUAGGAGAGUUUCCCUUGUAAUCAUUCAAAGGCUUUUUGGUGAAGUUGUUCAAAUUCCUCCGAGGGAGGUCGAGGUUUUUUAAUCCCUUUGAGCCAAGGGAUUUUUCCUCGUUGAAUCUUGUGCACUUUAUUAUUUCGUAAAUCCCUGAACCUCACACUAGAACUGUGAGAAAAACUGUCACGGUUCCACACACACACAAUUCACCCCCCCCCCCCCCCCCCCCCCCUCUUGUGUUGCUAACUGUUUCAUCAAUUGGUAUCAGAGCCGGGCCGGUCUUCACCACAGAAAGGUUAAAACCUUGGGAAGAGAUCCGGCAGCAUGAAUACGGUUGAACGAUUAGAGGAAGGAUACUCGACUCAACGACCACCGUUGUUCAACGGCAAAUUUUAUCAAUUCUGGAAGAGUCGAAUGGAGAACUUCAUCAAGGCUGAGAACUACCAGGUAUGGAACGUAAUUGAAGUAGGCGAUAACAUCAUUACUAAAGAAGAUGCCGAAGGUGAGGUUAUCCCUAAACCCAAAUCUGAAUAUACCUCUGAUGAUUAUUGUAAACUCGAGCAUAAUGCUCAAGCAUUGAAAUAUUUGAUUUGUAGACUUGGUCCGGCUGAGCACAACCGUGUUCUUGGAUGCAAAUCCGCAAAACAAAUGUGGGAUUUACUUGAGAUUACGCAUGAGGGUACCUCGCGUGUAAAAAGAUCCAAAAUUGACAUAUUUAUGCGUAAUUACGAAUUAUUCGUGAUGAAGCCUAAAGAAUCAAUUAGGGAUAUGAUUACACGUUAUACUAAUAUUAUCAAUGAGCUCUCAGCACUUGGAAAAGAUAUUACUGUAGAAGAUCAGGUGAGAAAAGUUAUGAGAAGCUUGCCAUCCGCAUGGAAGCCUAAAACUACAGCAAUAGAAGAAGCUAAAGAUCUCUCUACCAUGACGCUAGAAGACUUGACUGGCUCACUCAUGACAUAUGAGCUAGGCCUACAAGAAGAACAAGAUGCAGAAAAUGUGAGAAAAGAGCGAGGAAUAGCUCUCAAGGCUCGAGAAGAAGAAGAAGAAUCCGGAAGUGAAUCGGAAGAUGAAAUGAGCAUGUUCGCCAAGCAAUUCGGAAAGAUGUACCGAAAAUUCAAAGGCAACCGAAAUAAACAAGGUAAAAAGGGUUUCCAAUCUUUUAAUAACCAAGGUUGUUUCGUUUGUGGUUCCUUUGAGCACAGGGCAAAAGAUUGUCCUCAAAAGAAAAAUGAUAGAACCUACGACAAGAACAAGACCAGUUCCCAUCGGAGGUCCGGUGAAGAUAAAGGAUUCAACAGAGACCUCAAAAAGGCAAUGAUGGCAGCCUGGGGAGACUCAUCCGAUGAUGAAGAAGAAGAAGAAGAAGAAGAAGAAAAGGGCCUAAAUCAUGCUGGAUUGUGCCUCAUGGCUAAUUCCGAUGUAGAAUCCGACCAAGAGAAUUUCGAGGUAAAUUUGGAGAGCUUUCUUUCUAAAUUUGAUUCCCUCUCUAAAGGCAAGGUCCGAAAGAUUUUCAAAAGAUUAACAAUCGAACUAAAUCAAAGUCUUUCUGAAAACGAUAAUUUUAAAUCACAAAUCACCGAACUUGAGUCUAAACUCGAGGAAGCCACUAGAGCCAAGAUAAGGCCGGAAACAAAAGUGGGAGAGUUAAUAGAUGAAAGGCUCAAGUAUAGUGAAGUGGUUUUGGAACAAGAUAACCUCAUUUGCUCACUCAAGCUCGAUAAUAUGAGUAAACAAGUUAAUGACGAAGAAAAACUUCUAAGAAAAAUUCCGGACAUUGCCUUGCUCAUAAAUCAUCUCAAUCGCCUUGAGGACGAGAGACAGGAUUUUAAAAACAAACCGGAAUACCAACCAUAUAGUACCAAGGUAAGAACCAGGUCUGGACAGCAUUCUAGAACUGGACCCUCUCGGUACGACAGAAAGGAAAACGAGACUGCUGGUCUCGGAUACAAUCCAAGAAAUUCUCAAACAAAUCAAAAACCGAGUUUUCAGAACCAACCCUUUUAUGGUAACAGAACUAGAGAACAAACCAGUUCUAGACCGUACCAUAGACAACCUAGAACUGGACCAACCUGGUUCCAUAAGCUGGUUCAAAGGCACAAAACAGGUUAUGGUCAAACGCCUAACCGAGGAUUUUAUAAAAGGGUCAAAGAUCAUUUCGGAAAUCGGAAAACCAAAUAUGUGGAUACAUAUGACAGCCGGAUUUGCGGAUAUUGUGGCAAAGACGGACAUCUUAUGUAUCAAUGUCACUCUCGACAACAGGCCUUAGAGAGAAGCCUUAAUUUCAGUAAAUAUUCCUCAAACCAAUAUAAAAUGGAACCCAAGCAGGUCUGGGUUCCACGCACUAAACCUUAAUCCUGGAACAGCGCCGAGUGAGGGGGAACAAUCACUGGUUCCUUGACAGUGGUUGUUCUAAACACAUGACCGGAGAUAAAUCUUUGUUCCUCUCACUGCGGCCAUUUAGUGGUGGAAAGGUGACAUUUGGAGACAACAGCAAAGGAGAAAUCAUUGCUGUGGGAAAAAUUGGAAAGUCACCCGACCAUGCAAUAGACAAUGUUUUCCUAGUCAAAGGUCUAAAGUUUAAUCUGCUUAGCAUUUCUCAGUUUUGCGAUCGAGGUAACAGUGUAGUUUUUGAUCAUAAUGUAUGCCGCAUUGUCAAUAACGAAUCUCAGCAAGUCAUACUAGAAGGCAAGAGACUUGAAAAUACAUAUAAAGUUGAUCUCGAUUUAUUGCCAAGUAUAAGUUUGACCUGCCUAAGCGUUAUUGACAAUGAUCCCCUACUCUGGCAUAAAAGAUUGGGCCACGCUAGCUUUUCGUUAAUCAAUAAACUCAAAAAUAAUGAAUUGGUAGUCGGGCUACCUAAAAUCAAAUAUUCCCUUGAUCAUAUUUGCUCUGCCUGUGCCACUGGAAAACAAUCUCGAUCAUCUUUUAAGACAAAGAAUUUUGUGAGCACAAGCAAGCCCAUUGAACUAAUUCAUAUGGAUUUGUGUGGUCCAAUGUCAGUCCGAAGUCGAGGAAACAAAGAAUAUGUGUUAGUUAUUGUUGAUGACUUUUCACGAUUUACAUGGACUAUCUUUCUUGCAAGUAAGAAAGAUACGUUUAAUGAGUUUGUUGUUUUUGUAAGGAAAAUUGAGCAUCAAACAGGGUUGCACCUAAUCAAGAUUCGAUCCGAUCAUGGAACCGAGUUUGACAACUCACUAUUUGAGGAAUUCUGCAAAGAACGAGGCAUAGACCACAACUUCUCCGCUCCUAGAACUCCUCAACAAAAUGGGGUAGUAGAACGGAAGAAUAGGACACUGGAGGAUAUGACUAGAACAAUGCUGAUUUCUAGUGGUCUGGCAAGAAACUUCUGGGCAGAAGCACUUAACACAGCGUGCUACAUAAUUAACCGAGCUAUGAUCCGGCCACUCCUAGGAAAGACACCCUACGAACUACUCAAAGGAAGAAAACCAAACAUCAGUCAUCUAAGAACAUUUGGAUGCAAAUGUUUCGUCCACAAUAAUGACAAUAUUGGCAAAUUCGAUGCAAGAAGUGACGAGGCAAUCUUUCUCGGAUAUUCCACUCACAGCAAGGCUUACAAAGUUCUAAAUAAACGAACUCAAUGUGUGGAAGAAAGCAUCCAUAUAAUCUUUGAUGAAGCCCUUUCAUUAAAACCGAGGCAAGAUGAUGAAGGAGACAUAGGAAUUCUCCGCAAGGGAAAUCAUUCCCAUGAACACAUUGAAACAAGCCAUGACCAAACUGAGGAAUCACUGGACAAUGAACAAAACGAACCUAGAACUGAAGAAGGACCCGGACUGACCACGACUAAUCCAAGUGAAGAACCAGCUGGUCCAGGUCCAGAUACCUUAUACGAGUUUGUGGAUCAACCCAACGCUCCAAGAGGAUGGAAACAUCAUCGAUCACAUCCCCUGGAUAACCUCUUAACAGAUCUAAAUCAGGGAGUAACAACGAGAUCCAAAUUAAGAAACUUCUGUACUUUCUUUGCUUACUUAUCACUUAUAGAACCGGAGAACCAUGAAGUGGCUCUCUCCGAUAUUGACCGGGUUCUAGCUAUGCAGGAAGAACUAAAUCAAUUUGAAAGAAACAAGGUGUGGCAUCUAGAACCAAGACCCGAGAAUAAAACCGUUAUUGGUCUCAAAUGGGUAUUUAAAAAUAAGCUUGAUGAGCAUGGACAGAUCACCAGAAAUAAGGCAAGGCUAGUCGUCAAGGGCUAUAAUCAACAAGAAGGAAUAGAUUUCAAUGAAACAUUCGCACCGGUGGCAAGGCUAGAAGCAAUCCGGAUGCUCAUAGCGUUUGCAGCUCAUAUGGGUUUCACCCUCCACCAAAUGGAUGUCAAGACAGCAUUUUUGAAUGGUUAUCUUAAGGAAGAGGUAUACGUUGAACAACCACCGGAGUUUGAAAAUCCAGAUUUACCUAAUCACGUUUUCAAACUAGAUAAAGCACUAUAUGGGCUCAAACAAGCACCACGUGCUUGGUAUGAACGUCUAUCUAAAUUUCUUUAGGAAAAUGGUUUUGAAAGAGGAAAAAUCGAUAAAACACUUUUUCUAAAAAUAAAAGAUCAAUCCCUCUUGGUUGUUCAAAUUUAUGUAGAUGACAUUAUAUUUGGUGCUACUAACGACUCACUUUGUGAUGAAUUUUCUUCUCUUAUGAGCUCCGAGUUCGAGAUGAGUAUGAUGGGCGAAUUAAAUUAUUUCCUUGGUCUCCAAAUCAAACAAACAAGUAAAGGAACUCAAAUAUCUCAACAAAAGUAUCUCAAGGAGCUUCUCAAGAAGUAUGGAGCAAGUGAAGGCAAAACAAUGACAACACCAAUGGGAACAAAUGACAGACUGGAUGCAGACGAAGCAGGAACCAGCAUAGACCAAAAGAAAUACCGAGGAAUGAUUGGGUCUCUACUAUACCUAACUGCCAGUAGACCCGACAUAGUUUUCAGCGUAGGUCUAUGUGCCCGGUUCCAGGCAAAUCCCAAGGAAUCUCACCUCAAAGCAGUCAAGAGGAUACUCAAAUAUCUCAAAGGAACUAUGAAUCUGUGUUUAUGGUAUCCACGAAAUGAGGAUUUUAAUCUUAUUGCAUAUUCAGAUUCUGAUUUUGCAGGUGAUCUAUUAAACAGAAAAAGCACAUCUGGAACGGCUCACUUCCUAGGUCCUUGCCUGGUUUCAUGGAGCUCUAAGAAACAGAACUCAGUUGCUCUUUCAACAGCCGAAGCCAAAUACGUAGCAGCCGCAUCGUGUUGCUCACAAUCCUUGUGGAUCAUGCAACAAGUAAGCGACUACGGGAUCAUCCUAAAUUGCACACCAAUUCUAUGUGACAAUACUAGUGCAAUUAGCAUCUCAAAGGAUCCAGUCAUGCACUCACGAACAAAACACAUCCACAUCCGGCAUCACUUUCUGAGAGAUUGCGUGGAAAAGGGGCUAAUCAAGGUAGAAUAUUGCAACACUGACAAGCAAAUUGCCGACAUCUUUACAAAGCCCCUGGGAAGAGAAAGGUUUGAAUUAAUUCGACUUGAACUUGGUCUCAUCAAUGCUUAAAACUAUUUCAUAAUUUUUUUUUGAACAACUUAAGAAGAAAAUCUUUAUUUAAAACUGAAAUCUUUCAGCUUUUAAACUGUCAGUUUUUUUUGGGGACGUAACUGCCACACAACCGGCCACUUCCUAUUUGGAAGGAAAUCAUUAAAAAAAAAUUUGGGAAGUGGGAAAGUAUCCCGUAUACCAACACGCCGCCCACUUCCAUAUUACAAACCUUCCAUAACCGCCUCCCUCUUCUCCUUCUUAAAACCACCAUGGUCAAAACCAGAGGCUACGCUCCUCCCACUGCUCCUCGUCGUUCUAACCGGAAAAGAAGCGUACAACCACCCCCACCUUCAUCACCUACCCCGAUUGAACUCGAAGCCUCACCUCCUUCGACCAUGCACUCCGAAUCUGGUGACUCCCUACCACCAUUCCCGGCGUCCUCUCAGGGGGAACCAGAUAAAGACUCUUCAUCACAAAUUAAGCCUCCCAAACGAAAACCAACCACUCGCGACGGAAAGGUACUGCCCCAAAAAUACACCCGGAAAAGAGCAAUCGCUGAGGGAAUCAUCUCCGAAAAGGGCUCCACCCAAAAAUAUCCAAGGAUGGGGAGGGUAGUCGAGGAAGACGCCGCACGACUCAAGGAGGAAUAUCUCUCCCGGGGAAUAGUUAAGGUACUCUCCAUCUCCUAUGGUGAUAUUACUCAAAAAACCUCUGAUUUUACUGAGCUUAUUUCGUUCCAAAAAUGGGAGACCUUGUUUGAUUCCAAAAAUUGCCCCUCUGUGUUUCCUGAACUCAUCUCAGAUUUUUUGGCUAAUCUUAUUAUCAAAGACAGUUUCUUAUCCUCUAAGGUACAAGGCACAAAAAUUCUGUUAAAAGUGAAUGAUCUAGGUCAAAUAUUGGGUGUUCCAUGUACUGGUAUAUGCCAAUAUAACAAAACCGAGUGGCCCCUAACCAACACCUCUCAAACAGUUGCACUGGAAUACUUUAACCCAACCAUUUCCGAAUCCUCUCUUCAUGUUGCGAGCCUUGCCCCAAUUCCCAAACUACUGUUUUACUUUGUUCAUCACAACUUGACUCCUCGGCUAGAAGGGAGAUUCACACCCUCUAGAGUUGAACUGGCAUAUAUGUACCUUUUAGCCAACAAAGUUCCUAUCAACCUUCCUGGAUUGAUGAUGGCCCAUCUCAGUUCUAUCAUCAGUUCCUCAUCCCGACGGAUUGGGAUUCCAUAUGCCCCACUACUCACCAAAAUAUUUCUCUCUAAGGGCAUUACUCUAGACAAAUUCUCCUCUGAAGAAGCUUGCAAAGUCCUGGACAAGAGAUGUCUAAGCAAUCUAGGACUAAUUAUAUCCAAUUCUCACCUUCUUCCUAAACCAACUGAUCCCUCUUCUUCAGAACAAAAACCCAGACCAAAACCAACUCCAGUUCCUUCCAUCGAUCCAAUGAUGGUGGUACCCCCAAUCACUGACCGCAUAGAUCUCCUGGAACGUUAUCUUCAACACCAAUUUGCUUCCCUUUCAGACUCCAUCUCUGCAUUGGCAAAAAAGGUGGACACACUGGCUGACACAACCAAUGCUAUUCGGAAUGAUUUCCAAUCCUUCAAACAGGAAGUGGCAGAGCGGCUCUGUGAAUCUGGCUCGACUAAUCGAAGAAUAAUUUAUUCUUCUGAGGAUGAUUAAACAUUUCUUUUCUGGGGGAGGGUUGUUGCUACAUUAACAUCUUAAACAAGUUGUCCUACUUUGAAAUUUUACUUUGCACUGUUUUGGUUAUUUUCUGUUUCCUUUUGGUUGAUGCCAAUAGGGGGAAAUAAUCAGGUGCCUGCUUAUUUUGCUACAUAAAAACACCGACUGAUACUAAUCUGCAGGGACACCUUUAUUAUGGCACCUAAUGUUUGUCAUCAACAAAAGGGGGAAUUUGUUGAAUAUGUUGUUUUGUUGAUGACUAACCAUGUAGGUGAAAUGGCGGACAGAACUGCUCUCAGUUCCAUUAGGAACGAAAAUUAGAACUAUACUUAGUUCUGAUCUAUAUGACUGAUUGUUGUGCAUAAUGAAUAAAUUAAUAUGUGCAUGCAUGAUAAUACCUCAUCUACGUGCCUAGAUUGAUCAUGCAUAUUCUUAAUGUACGUGGCACAAUUUAAAUAUCUUUCCGUAUAUGACUAAGCACUCACCUUUAUGAGUUGGCCUAUAUAGCUUUAUAGCUUAUGGAAAGAAUCAUUGUUUAUGCUACAUAAAUAUCCUGUAUAAAUUGACCGUAGCAUAUUUAGAUCCACUAAGUAAAUAUUUCCUUAUCACUUAAUGUUAAAAAGUCAUUAUAUUAAAAGAUAAAUUUUGGAAAGUAUCUUGGCUUGCAUGAUCUGUAACACCUUAUUUGAAUAUCUCACUUAUAUGAUCGAUACAUAUUCAAACUUGUUAAAGAAAACUAAUCAUUGAUUAUAUAAAUAUGUUGUUGAGUGAUGAUAUUAAGAGAAUAAAAUAUUCUCCUUAUAUGUGAUGAUAUAUAUAUUCAUUGCAAUACGUAAUAUUCUCCAUAUCUGUUUGUUAUUGAGUGAUUUAUUCAUAAUAUGCACGCAUCCACUUCCUUCCAUAUAUAUAUAUGGUUGACCGAGGAUCACCAUAUUUGUGAGCCGGAAGAUCUUUGAAUAAAAGGAAAGAAGAGGCUACGGAUACUAUAUAUAUUGGACUAAAGACCAGACGAAAGGGUGUGCUUGAUCAAGCUUCUAUUGAGAAAUAUACACAAGAAUAUCUACUAAGUCCAAGGCACCAGAACCUGCUCACGGAGUUCCAAACAGAGUUUCCUUUUCCUUUCUUCAUAUUGUAAUUGGGUUUUUUAGAGGAUUGACUAAGUGUAGCAUCCUCGGGUCAGUUAGUGUGUUGUGAGAGCUUUGUUGUAAAGCUGAGAGGCUCUCUACCCACAAGGUAGAGAAGCAUAACUCUUCCUAGAGAGGAUAGAGUUGGGGUGGCUCAAGGGUAGACUAGGAGAGUUUCCCUUGUAAUCAUUCAAAGGCUUUUUAGUGAAGUUGUUCAAAUUCCUCCGAGGGAGGUCGAGGUUUUUUAAUCCCUUUGAGCCAAGGGAUUUUUCCUCGUUAAAUCUUGUGCACUUUAUUAUUUCGUAAAUCCCUGAACCCCACACUAGAACUGUGAGAAAAACUGUCACGGUUCCACACACACACAAUUCACCCCCCCCCCCCCCCCCCCUCUUGUGUUGCUAACCGUUUCAUCAAUUGGUAUCAGAGCCGGUCUUCACCACAGAAAGGUUAAAACCUUGGGAAGAGAUCCGGCAGCAUGAAUACGGUUGAACGAUUGGAGGAAGGAUACUCGACUCAACGACCACCGUUGUUCAACGGCAAAUUUUAUCAAUUCUGGAAGAGUCGAAUGGAGAACUUCAUCAAGGCUGAGAACUACCAGGUAUGGAACGUAAUUGAAGUAGGCGAUAACAUCAUUACUAAAGAAGAUGUCGAAGGUGAGGUUAUCCCUAAACCCAAAUCUGAAUAUACCUCUGAUGAUUAUUGUAAACUCGAGCAUAAUGCUCAAGCAUUGAAAUAUUUGAUUUGUGGACUUGGUCCGGCUGAGCACAACCGUGUUCUUGGAUGCAAAUCCGCAAAACAAAUGUGGGAUUUACUUGAGAUUACGCAUGAGGGUACCUCGCGUGUAAAAAGAUCCAAAAUAUACAUUUAUGCACUACUAAUUAGUGCAUAUCAAAUACCCUCACACUUAAACUUUUACUCGUCUCGAGUAAACCAAAUCCAGUCUAAGAAGUCCUUAAAAUGACAAGAGUAUCAACACAAAAAUCCACGAGUGUUUUUAGAAACACACAAAGUAUAUCCCCAAAAAUAUAACAGUCAAGAGGGGUCUUCAACUCCAUAUUUCUUAUCAACCUCGACUUUUUUUUUCGUUACCCUUAGGAUCCUGCAUGAAUAAAAGAAAAUAAUUUCUCUCAUUCUCUCAUUUUGCCUAGGUACCCAUUCGGGUUUUUAUCCCAGCUUCCCACAUUUUUCUAUUUUAAUCCUCACACAUCACUCUUAUUUUUGCUUUAUUUUUGCUUAAGUUGCCCUUUCGGGUUUUCAACUUAACAAGCUUUUAUAAUUUUUUUUAACAAGAAUAAAGAGUAUGAAUGUGAGUAUUCCAUAAGACUCUUCCCCCAAGCUAACCCAAACAUUGUCCCUAGUGUUUGUGUCUGUGACAUCCUAGAAGAGGAACCCUUUUGUGCUGCCAUUUCUUUAUUUUUUGGUUGAGGAAUUUUCGGACUUUGUGUAGGGUGAGUAAGGGGAUUUGGAUUUUUGGUUAUUUGGGAGGUUUUUUUUGUGGGUGCAGUAGUGAAGAGGGUGAUGAGGAGAUGAAGAGAAAAAGAGUUUAUUUGGUUGAUUUGGUGGAGAAAAUGGUGGAAGAGGAGUAUGGGUUUGGAAUUUGGAAGAAAUGAAGUGAGGAAGAGGGUGGUGUGUCCGCCCCUUAUCGGGCAUUUACCCGUUUGACCUCCUGAGUCUUUGGUUUCAGAAGAAGUUCUUUGACCAGAGAAGUCAAACCGGCAACUUGGCUUUCCAACGAGGUGUUGGAUUCUGCGGCGGCAACCCUUCGAGUUGAGGAUCGCCCACUGUAAUGUCUGGAGUUCUCGGCCAACUCUGAGAUGAGAUUCCUUGCUUGAGAAGGGGUUUUGUUAAUAAUUCCCCCUCCACAUGCCGCAUUCACCAUGCGCCUAUCUUGAUCCGCAAGACCAUCAUAAAAAUAGAGGAUGAGGUCUUGCUCGGAGUACCCAUGAUAUGGGCAACUAGCACACAACUUUUUGAAACGCUCCCAAUAUUCAUACAAUGUUUCAUCUUCUUUUUGCUCAAUGUUGCUUAUUUGUUUUUUAAAGAAGAUGAGAUUGAGGCGGGAUAGUACCUAUCCAAGAAGCAUUUUUUCAUUGCCGCCCAUGUGUCUAUACUUCCCGAAGGAAGAUAGAAUAGUCAAUCCUUUGCAGUGUCUUUGAGGGAGAAUGGAAAAGUCCUCAAUUUGAUUUGUUCUUCCGAGACACCACUGGGGCACAUGUGACAUUCAUGUAAUUUCCAUGUUUAUUUUUGUAUUUUUAAUUAGUUUUGAUUGACUUUCACUUUGAAUAUUACACACUUUUGGUGUAAUAGUUUAGUUUGUAAAAUAGUUGUAAUUUGUUUAGAUUAGGGACUUUCUGAGCUUAAACUAGGUAAAGAUCGUCAAAAGGAUCCUGGAAGGUUCAAGGAAAGUGCAAGGGAACAACAAAAAGUGAAAAUUUGGGAAAAUAGUCAAAAAACCCGACCAGGUUUUCCAAAAACCCGACCGGGUUUGACUUGACCCGAAUAUCAAAUUUGAUUUGGAGGCAAUUUAACAUGCAGAGCGAAGAUUUGGCAAAGAUUUGUCUUUUACCCGAUCGGGUAAAUCAAAAACCCGAUCGGGUAGAUGUGACUAAUGAACAUUCCGGGCAAUUACUCAAGAAACCCGAUCGGGUUUCUGUAAAACCCGGUCGGGUAAAUGACCCUGCUACCUCCAAACACCUAUAAAUACACCUCUUUUCCUUUCCAUUUGAAAUCCAAUUCCUUUGUACAUCUAAGCUCAGUAUAGAAUAGCUCUUUCUUUAUAUUUUUCAUCAUGUUUAGUCUCCAAAUUAGGAGCUAAACUCUUCCAUCUUGGUUUUGCUACUUUGAAGCUUAAUGAAUUUGUAAGUUGUGAGUUAUUUUCUUUAAUCUUCUUCCUUGAAUAUUAAUUCUUUCUUUCAAAAUACUAUCUCUAUAUCAAAGUUGGGGAGUGUUACUAAGAUGACAAUUAGUUAACAUCUUGACAUUGGUUAUAGUAAUAGCUAUUUCUUCCUCUAUGAUAAUAUUGGGGAGUGUUACUAAGAUAACAAUUAGUUAACAUCUUGAUAUUAAUC